CCACGGCAUUUGGCACCCUGACUGGACUUCAUUCAACAGCAAGAGUAACAACGUCGCGCAAGACCAUAGCUAAUACGCCAGACCCUUUUCAAGCUGGAAUUCCCCCUUGCACUAACGUGUCUUUCCAAAACAGAACCAUGGUAGAGCAAGGCGGAGGCAGAGCCCCGCAUGACCACCACUCGGCGCCCGCACUCAAGAGAAAAAGAGGUCCCAGCGACUAUGCUGCUGCGCACCACACCCAUGACGAGACGCAAGAGCAGACUCAAAUCGAGCGGCUGCCAUUCGAAGGGGGCUUGCUAAGCCAACAAGCCCACAAUCAAGUUUGCUUCAAGAACAAUGGUCCAAACCACAAGGAUCACCUCGAGCUUAUCGGCCGCGGCAACUCUGCGGUUAACUGGAUUGCCCCAGAAAGGCAGAUCAAGAAACCUGGGCUUCAGCUUGUGGCCAAGAUUGCACUGGAUGAUGACAGCUUUGAGGCUUUCAGAAAGACGAUUCAAAGAGAGGCUCGCGGGGCCGGCGGUGUCUUGGCCAAUAUCUGGGUUCAGAUCCACGAGCCGCCGACCAGCGAGGAAGAGACGCCCACUGUCGUCAACGGACAGUCAACUGCGGCUGAUAUCGCCGACAAAGAGUCACCUGCUCCCGUUGUCACGGAAGAAAUUCCGGUACAAGGCGGUUCCCGCCCGUUGAGUAUUGGCCCUCCUGAUCAGUUCCGAUUCGGUUCUCCUUCGUCGUUCACUGGCACUCCAUUUGCCAAGAACCCAUACGCCGUGCAGUUUGCGAAUACUGGAAUGCUUCC
This is a messenger RNA of Neurospora tetraspora, 796 nucleotides long. RefSeq lists its product as uncharacterized. Lineage: Eukaryota; Fungi; Ascomycota; Sordariomycetes; Sordariales; Sordariaceae. The record is from RefSeq and is a predicted model, not a curated record. The transcript has a single exon. The annotation marks the transcript as partial.